UCAAGAAGGCUGAAGAGAGGGAAAGAGAGAUCCUCAAAGCAAAAGUGAUUUUGGAGUUUCGAUAAACCCAAAGCAUUUUUAGAGGGAGAGAGAGAGAGAGAGAGAGAAUGGAUGUAAGGAAAAUAGUUGUAGUAGUUGAAGACGUGGAAGUUGCGAGAACAGCUCUCCAAUGGGCUCUUCACAAUCUUGUUCGCUAUGGAGACCUAAUCACUCUUCUCCAUGUCUUUCCCUCUCUUAGAUCCAGGAGCAAGACCAAGAGUCGUCUUCUACGAUUGAAUGGCUUCCAGUUAGCCCUCUCUUUCCAGGACAUCUGCAACCAUUUUCCCUAUACCAAGGUUGAGAUUAUUGUGACAGAGGGCGAUCAAGAGGGGAGGAAAAUUUCCGCCAUGGUUAGGGAGAUUGGAGCUUCUACUAUUGUUCUGGGUCUCCAUGAUCAUAGCUUUCUUUACAAGUUGGCAAUGGCCCACAACGAUAUUACUAAAAGCUUUAGUUGCAGAGUUUUGGCUAUCAGGCAACCACCAUCUUCAGCAUCAGGGAGAAAGGCAAGGACAAGGGACAGUACUAAUGCUGCACUUGCUCUAGACAAUUCAAUUAGCAUGGACUUUUCACAGAUCAACAUUAGUGGACUACGCCUGCCUGAUCUUCCCCCACCAAAAAUUCCGUACAGAAUCUGCCCAAGUCCUUCUGCCAUCAUUUGGAGAUCAAGAAAGUCAAGGAGAAAGUGAAAUCCAAGUCCUUGAAAAGCAAAGCUACAACUUAUUCCUUCCAUAACAUAAGGCACAGUCAGGUUCAGCCUCAUCCAGCUUAUACGAGUUAUUGGACAAAUCUUCAGCCUUGUAAUCUUCACCAUUUGAUGCUCACACUGAACAAACUCAUCUAUACAAAAUUUGAUUUUACAAAAUAGAAUAGGGGAAUCUACAUCACGCUGCUCAUGUUUUAGCUUCCCUUUUCUCCAAAUUUCUGUAAAUUAUAAAAUUUAGUGUUCUAAUUUUACAAAUUAUCUUUGGGAUAAAGAAAAAAAAAAGUGUGUGAGAGAGAGAGAGAGAAUGAGAUGGGAAAAAAAGGGAGCGAGAGCGACAGAUUUUAAAUUUUUUCCGCCUUUUCUUAUUAUUGGUAAUCUCUAAUCUCUAUAUUGGCAAGCCUUGACUAAAAUUGCUUUUAUGCAAUGUUAGUUUGAUCAUGCCUCGUUUACUUUGUGUGAGCAAGCGCUGCCCUAAGGUCUACAUACUCCAUAGUUAAAAAAUAUCUCAUUUAUAUUGUGUGAGCAAGUAUUGUCGUAUUAUCCUGAUAUCAUUUCUAAUUUAUAUAAAUAAAUAAUAAAUAUUAUUUUGUAUACUGUAUUUUGUAAAAGUUACCAAUUCAACUUUUGUUUGUAUUUUGUAAAAGUUACCAAUUCAACUUUUGUUUUGUUAAAUAAAAAUUCGGAUCCUACAUUUUACAAAAUAAUACUGGAAACAAAUUUUGAUCAAAUAUUUUAGAAUAUGACUAAAAUACUUUUGGUUUUAUUAAUUAAUGAAUUAAUUUUAUCAUCAAAAAUACAUUUUAAUAUCAAAAUUAUAUAAAUUGAUUUUAAAUAAAAAUAAUUAAAAACAUAUAAAAAUUUAAUUCAGUAAUUUAAAAAAGAUAAAAAAUUAAAUCUAUUUCUCUCUUAUCUCUCUCCUUCGUUCUUUCUUGCUGUAAGCCCGACCCAGGAGCCACCCUCCAUCUCUCCAAUCUCUGUUCACCAACCGCAGUCGCCCAGACCCACCCCACCAACCCAUUGCCGAGAAGCCGCAGUUGUCCAUACCCAUCGCCGAGAAGCCGCAGUUGUCCAUACCCAUCGCCGAGAAGCCGCCUAGACCAGUGAGUUCCAGACACCAUGGGAAGAACGAUGCGAAGUAGCUAGAACGACACCAACUACAAGCUUGCAGUGGGAACAAAUUUUUUGCAGAAGAAGAAAUUGCAGUGGAAACACAAACCCAACCAUAGGUAAUCAAGAAUAUAUUUUUUUUGGAGCUGUCGUCCUCAGAAUGAGGGUGUCGUUUUUGGGUCAUGCUUAAUUUGGGUAAUUUACUAGAGAAUCUUUUUUUUUGGGUCUUUUGAUAUCAGAUUCUGAAUAGGGUAUUUGGUUUGUUUGGCUCCUUUGACCUGGUUCAAAUUUGUGGGUGUGAUAUGGUUCACAAGCCGCUACCCAUUUUUGGGUUUGUGCUUCUCCGGACUCGCGCUGGUGGCUUAGAUCAUUGGACUCAAUCUCUACACAAUGAGGAGGAAGACGACGAUGGUCUUUGGUAUAGGUCGAUGGUUGCAACAGAAAGAACCCAGAUCUUGAAAUCUUUGUGCAUUUUGUGUUCUUAAACUGGUAAUAACAAAAAAAAAAAAAAAGUUUCUCUACUGUUUUUUUAAUGCAUUUGGUGUUCUUUUAUUUUAUGUUUGAGGAAGAAGAAGAAGAAGAAAAUAAAGAUUAUGAAAUUUUUUUUUGAAAUGUGAUGAUAAAAUUCAUGGGAUUUAAUAUUUAUUUGUGGAAGGAUUGUUUGUGAUUUGAGAAGAAAUUUAAUGAUAAAUUUUGGAUUUGAUUUUUUA
Humulus lupulus (European hop) is the source of this 2559-nucleotide messenger RNA. RefSeq lists its product as uncharacterized. The transcript is spliced from 4 exons. NCBI's taxonomy places the organism in Eukaryota, Viridiplantae, Streptophyta, Magnoliopsida, Rosales, Cannabaceae. Bases 108 to 725 code for a protein of 205 amino acids. The record is from RefSeq and is a predicted model, not a curated record.